GUACGUGGCAAGUCAAUAGCUUCGCAGCAGCAGCAGCAGCAGCAGUCCCUGCACGAAUGGCUGCAUCUUCCCUCAUUUCCACAUUCUUCUCUGCAACUCCCUUUCCAACUGUUUCUCUCUCUAGAAGAUCCAGAUUCUCUGUCUCCAAACCUCUCCCUCUGCCUCUCCGCAAAUAUCACUACGCUACUCGCCUUCCUCCUAUAGUCUCUGCUCUUCGCGAUUCGUCUACCUCCGACUCUCUUUCACCUUACUCCGAUGACUACCACUCCGGCUUCCACAAGCUUUUCGAUUCUUUCCUCGUCCUCUGCACCUCCGUCGCCUUGUCUUUCUCUCUCUUCGUCACCGAUGUUGAUCCGGCAUCGGCCUUUGUAGUGACUACGCCUAGGAAAUUACAGACCGAUGAGCUAGCUACAGUCCGCCUCUUCCAAGAGAACACGCCUUCUGUUGUCUACAUCACCAAUCUUGCUGCCAAGCAGGACGCAUUUACGUUGGAUGUGUUUGAGGUGCCUCAAGGGUCUGGGUCAGGCUUCGUGUGGGAUAAGCAGGGUAACGUAGUUACAAAUUAUCAUGUGAUUCGUGGUGCAUCUGAUCUCAGGGUUACUCUUGGUGAUCAGAGCACUUAUGAUGCAAAGGUGGUUGGAUUUGACCAAGAUAAAGAUGUUGCAGUGUUGCAUAUUGAUGCUCCCAUAGACAAACUGAGACCCAUUCCCAUUGGCAUCUCUGCAGACUUGCUCGUUGGUCAGAAAGUGUUUGCCAUUGGAAACCCUUUUGGACUCGACCAUACACUUACAACUGGCGUCAUCAGUGGUCUUCGUAGAGAAAUCAGUUCUGCAGCCACCGGGCGUCCAAUCCAGGAUGUUAUCCAGACAGAUGCUGCCAUCAACCCUGGUAACAGUGGAGGGCCACUUCUUGAUAGUUCAGGAAACCUUAUUGGUAUAAAUACGGCUAUAUACUCUCCCUCUGGUGCAUCCUCUGGUGUUGGAUUUUCAAUUCCAGUUGACACUGUUGGUGGCAUUGUUGAUCAGCUGGUGAAGUUUGGGAAAGUCACAAGGCCGAUUUUAGGAAUCAAGUUUGCACCUGAUCAGUCUGUGGAACAACUAGGAGUGAGUGGCGUGCUUGUCUUAGAUGCUCCUGCAAAUGGUCCAGCUGGCAAAGCAGGUCUGCUACCAACUAAACGUGAUGCAUAUGGCAGACUUAUAUUGGGUGAUAUAAUAACAUCAGUCAAUGGAAAAAAGGUCACUAACGGAAGUGAUUUGUACAGAAUUCUUGACCAAUGUAAAGUUGGUGAAAAGGUCACUGUGGAGGUGCUGCGGGGUGAUCAGAAAGAGAAGAUCCCUGUGAUCCUUGAACCAAAGCCGGAUGAAUCCUAAUGCCUCGAUUGAGGUCAGCUUGUGAAAUAUCAUACAUUUGCAUUCUUGAGGAAUUGCCCUUAUUAAGUGUUUGCAGAUGAAGGGUCUUGUACAUAGUCUAGAUAUGUGUACUAUCUUGAUGUCAACAGAUUAUUAUGCCAAUGAGGUAACAUACCUCUAAACUUGUGAAAAGCAUUUGCCACAACUUUAGACCCCUGCUUUCUUGUGCUAGUCUUGUAGACCAUUUCCUUUGUGUUUUGUUCUUGUAUUAUAUAGGUGGACUUCACAUAGAUAUUUCGUAGAUUUUGGCCUGCUGCUUGUAACUGUGAGAAGAAAAACACUUGCCCAAACAACCGGUCCAAGAAAAUGAUUUUCGGAAAUUUUCACUGAGCUCAUAUUUGAGUCAAAAUUGUUGUUAAAAUGUGACUUAUUCUUUCCUCUUUCC
Messenger RNA from Ilex paraguariensis (yerba mate), 1794 nucleotides. NCBI's taxonomy places the organism in Eukaryota, Viridiplantae, Streptophyta, Magnoliopsida, Aquifoliales, Aquifoliaceae. The record is from the annotation of a GenBank genome assembly.